UUCAAAUUGUUUAACAAAUAAUAAAAUUGUUAAAUACAGCGAUAAAGCUUUAUUAAUUGACAUAGUACAUAAUACAAUUUUUAAAAGCUUAUCUCUUAUGGAAUUAUAUAAAUUAAUGUUUCAUAAUUUCCCUGACACCCAUUUAUAACAUGGAAAUUUUUAUCUGUUCUGGCAAAUUUAAGAUAAGGAAGUAUUGGAAGUAAGAAACUUUUUAAUCUAUAUGAGGAAUUUACUAUAAUUCAUAUUGAUGUAAUUAUAAAUAUAAUAUUUUCAUGGAUAUAAAAUAUGCUAGUUAAUUGAAUUAUUAUUGUAUUAUUAAUGUGUAGUAGUAGCUUGUCAUGACUUAUAUACAGACAAAUGUAUUACAUUAAUGAGGGAUUUGAAAAGGUACCUUAUGUUUGAUAGCUACUAACAAAUAUGCAGACAACUUAUCUACUAUUAGCUGCACUGUUACCUUUCGCCGUUCAUGAUAUUUGGUAUGCAAGAAUUAUUCAAGAUAUGUCAUAAAAGAAUUAAAAUAUUGGAAACUGUAAUAAACAUUUAAAGAUAAAUUUUUUACAUAUUUUAUAAAACAAAUAAACUAUUUCUUCUGUGUUCUACUUGAUUUGAUCAAUUUUCAAAUUACAAGCAUUAAAUAAUGUGCAAUAAUUAUUAUUUAAAUUGUAAAUAUAUGCAUCAAUCUCCUAUACAAUUAAUAAGAUACUUAUUUUGGAUCAUGAAAGUAUCAAUAAUAACAUAUCUUAUUAUAUUUGGGCUUUUGCCUAUUAUAUUUCACUACUCAUAUACCAUACAGAAGAAGAUUCUUUUUUUAAAUUUUGUGCAAUGGCCACUUAAUGUAGAUUUUUCGAAACCAGAAUUAGUUGGAAUGAAAGGAACAAGAAACUUUUAUUUACAAACUGAUCAACAAGUAAAAAUAGGACUAUGGCAAAUAUUACCUCAGUCUUUACUAAAUGAUUCAAUUAUUACAACUGAUGAUGAUUAUGAAACUAUGUUAAAAAAUGCUAAACAACCAAUUUUCCUUUAUAUGCAUGGUAAUAGUGGUAAUAGAGCAAGCAAUCAUCGUUUAGAAUUAUAUAAACUUUUCCAGACUUUAGAUUAUCAUGUUAUAUGUUUUGAUUAUAGAGGUUAUGGUGAUAGUGAAGAAGCAGAACUUUCUGAAAUAGGUGUAGUUAGUGAUAGUAAAUAUGUACUUGAAUGGUUAUUAAAAAUAGUAAAUGGUACAGCUCCUGUUUUUGUAUGGGGACAUUCAUUAGGAACUGGAGUUUCAGUUCAUGUAUUGGCAUUAUUAGCAACAGAAAAAGUUCAGCCUGCAGGUUUAUUCUUGGAAUCACCAUUUAAUAAUAUAGCAGAUGAAUUAAGUGAACAUCCUUUAUCACAGAUAUUUAAACAUUUACCAUGGUUCCAUUGGGUAAUUGUUGAACCAUUUUAUGAUAAUUAUCUCCGUUUUGAAUCUGAUAAACACAUAGAAAAAAUCCAAUGUCCUAUUAUGAUAUUACAUGCAGAAGAUGAUAAUAUUGUUCCAUUUGCUUUAGGUGAAAAGUUAUUUAAAGCGGCAAUAAAUUAUCAUGGAAACGACACAAAUCGCAUUCAGAUGACAAGGAUUGAUGCAACACAUGGUUUUGGACAUAAAUAUAUAUGUCGUUAUAAAAAUUUACCUAAUAUAAUUAAAUCAUUUGUACACGAGGCACGUAAAAAUCAGACUGAUUAAAAUAUAUAUUAAAAUGUCAGUAUAUACGUACCUUUACAUAAGUAUUUUUUACACUAAAUAUUAGUAGAUGAUUAAUAUAGAAUAUAAUGAAAGAAUAUCUUUUAUGCUGCAAGUCAGAAUCAAUACUAUUUUACUGAAACAUGUAAAGUUUAUUUAUUGUAUAAUUGUAUUUUCUCUUUUAAAUGAAGCGGUUUUCAUUAUUUACAUCGCGUAUAGUACAAGACUAUUAAACCUUAAAUGUACUCAUGCUAUAAAUAUAAAAGUGAUAUUUCUUGUACAUGGAAAAAUAUAGUGACGUCAAAGUUCA
Molecule: messenger RNA, 2015 nt
Organism: Bombus terrestris (buff-tailed bumblebee)
Lineage: Eukaryota; Metazoa; Arthropoda; Insecta; Hymenoptera; Apidae
Product: lysophosphatidylserine lipase ABHD12
Exons: 10
Coding region: 638-1708 (356 amino acids)
Biological process (GO): monoacylglycerol catabolic process; phosphatidylserine catabolic process
Cellular component (GO): endoplasmic reticulum membrane
Molecular function (GO): monoacylglycerol lipase activity; phosphatidylcholine lysophospholipase A1 activity
Source: RefSeq, a predicted model, not a curated record